GGCUUCUCUAUAGCGUUACUUUUUUUUAUGUUCAAUAUGCCAUGUGUUCUGAUUUGAUGUAUUCACACAAAGCUAAGUAAAAUAGUGUGAUUGAUACUGUUAUAUGAUUCAAAAGUUGAAAAAGUAUAAAACUAAAAUAAAUAAAAAUGACAAAUAAGAAGGUGAAGGCUUAUGUAAAAAGGAAACGUGUACCGGAGAGUAAAAAAAUUGAGGAACUAUGCUCCAAGUACAACACUAUAAACGUUACUAAAAUAACAAAAUUCAGCGAUCUUCCUUUAUCGAGGAUUACUCUGAAGGGUUUAACGGAAAAUAAUUACGUCGAUAUGACGGACAUCCAGAGGCAAAGCAUUGGCUUGGCUUUACAAGGCAACGAUAUUUUGGGAGCCGCAAAGACUGGCAGCGGCAAGACAUUGGCUUUUCUUAUCCCAGUUUUAGAAAUUUUAUACUGCAAACAAUGGUCAAGAUUGGAUGGUCUAGGUGCACUAAUUAUUACACCAACAAGAGAACUGGCGUAUCAAAUAUACGAGACACUGCGAAAAGUUGGUCGGUACCAUGACAUUUCAGCUGGUCUGAUUAUAGGAGGAAAGGAUUUGAAAUUUGAAAAGAAACGUAUGAAUCAAUGCAAUAUAGUUAUAUGUACACCGGGACGUUUGCUCCAGCAUAUGGAUGAGAACCCAUUAUUCGAUUGUGUAAAUAUGCAGAUAUUAGUGUUAGAUGAAGCAGAUCGUUGCUUAGAUAUGGGUUUUGAAAGGACUAUGAAUUGUAUUAUUGAAAAUUUGCCACCUAAACGACAAUCAUUACUCUUUUCGGCGACUCAGACAAAAUCUGUAAAAGAUUUAGCAAGGUUGAGUCUCAAGGAUCCAUUAUAUGUGUCUGUGCACGAAUACUCUGCACAUACCACACCGGAAAAUUUACAACAAAAUUAUAUUGUAUGUUCCUUAGAAGAUAAAAUGGCAAUGCUAUGGUCUUUUAUACGAAAUCAUCUAAAGCAGAAGAUUAUUGUGUUCUUUUCUAGCUGUAAGCAGGUGAAAUACAUAUACGAAGUGUUUUGUCGACUACGUCCUGGUGUCAGUUUAUUAGCUCUUUAUGGCACGCUUCAUCAACUGAAAAGAAUGAGUAUUUAUGAAUCAUUUUGCAAGAAGCAAUACGCUGUCUUAUUUGCCACUGAUAUUGCAUCUCGUGGAUUAGACUUUCCUGCUGUAAAUUGGGUACUCCAAAUGGAUUGUCCAGAAGACGUCAAUGCUUACAUACAUAGAGCAGGCAGAACUGCCAGAUUUCAAAGCGGUGGCGAGUCUCUCUUAGUCUUGUUGCCAUCCGAAGAGGCGAUAAUUGAAAAGCUUAAACAACGUAAAAUACCAAUAAAUAUGAUAAAAAUCAAUCCAAGCAAACUGCAGUCGCCACAUCGUAAGCUUGAAGCUUUAUUAGCACGAGAUGUAGCAUUGAAAGAAACAGCUCAGAGAGCUUUUAUAGCAUAUAUCAAAUCAGUUUUCCUAAUGAAAGAUAAAGAGAUCUUCAAUGUGCAUGCUUUAGACACAGAUUCGUACGCCAAAUCAUUAGGUUUAGCUAUUCCUCCAAGAAUCCGAUUCUUGCAAAGAAUACAAAAAAAAAUGUCGGUUGAUAAUAGCAUUAAGAUUGAAGAUGAAGAGACGAAUAAAAUUUCAAAUAACUUAGCAGAUGGCAGUGAGCGGGAAGAUAGCGGAGACAGUUCUGACACAAGUGAUAUCCCUGAUACUACAAAUAGUGAAAAGAAACAGAUUAAAAAGAAAGAUCUCGCUUCUCUUCAGUUUGACGAUAGCGAUGAUGAUGACAUAUUAACUAUAAAAAGGAAAAAUAUAGAUAUCGUUGAUAUACCAAUAACAGAGAAGGAUGAUAACAUUGCAAAUAAAAAGAAGCUUGUUACAAAGGUUGCACUGGCCAAAAAGAUACUCAGAAAGAACAUUAUACCUAAUAAGAAGACCACAUUUGAUGAUGAAGGACAAGAAUUAAUUGAUUCUACCAAAACGAAAAUGUCAGCAUUAGCUCAACAGUAUGAAAAUGAAGUGGAUUCUGGUAUUAAUAUUGAAAUAGCUAAGCAAAUCUUGCGUGAGGAGGAUCAGUUCGAUAAAAAAAGAUUCAGAGAAAAAAUUAGAGAAAAGCAUAAAGAGGAGAAGAGGAAACUGAAAGCUAAGAAAAUGAAAGCAAAUGAUGAAGAGGAGAAAGAUGCUUCUUCGUCUAAUGAAGAAAUAGAUGUAGGCAAUGAUGAUGUUAACGAAGAUGAAUCUGAUGAAGGUCCUGAUACCUCGUGGUUACCUGAUCCAGAUAAAAUAUAUGGCAAGCAACGAAAUACAGAUGAAGAAGUAUCGUCCGUCAACGAAUCGGAAGAAAAUGAAUCUGAGAAAGAAAGUGUAGUUCACAGGCCAUCCAAAAGAAAAUUGAUGACACAAGAGGAGUAUAAGAAGAUAGGGAAAAGACAGAAAGUAUCCAAUGUUAUUGAUUUACAGGCUGAUGAAGAAUUAGCUUUGCAACUAUUACAGAAUUAAUUUCAAGUAUUUCUUUAGACAUGUAAAUUUACAUUUUAUUCUUAUGAACGCGGCAUGUAUAUACACUUUACAAUAUAACCUUAAAGUAAUAAAGUGUAAUUUUACAUU
Molecule: messenger RNA, 2627 nt
Organism: Formica exsecta
Lineage: Eukaryota; Metazoa; Arthropoda; Insecta; Hymenoptera; Formicidae
Product: probable ATP-dependent RNA helicase DDX10
Exons: 12
Coding region: 147-2519 (790 amino acids)
Biological process (GO): rRNA processing
Cellular component (GO): nucleus
Molecular function (GO): RNA helicase activity; ATP binding; nucleic acid binding
Source: RefSeq, a predicted model, not a curated record